Messenger RNA from Sphaerulina musiva SO2202, 603 nucleotides. RefSeq lists its product as uncharacterized. Bases 82 to 522 code for a protein of 146 amino acids. NCBI's taxonomy places the organism in Eukaryota, Fungi, Ascomycota, Dothideomycetes, Mycosphaerellales, Mycosphaerellaceae. The record is from RefSeq and is a predicted model, not a curated record. The transcript is spliced from 3 exons.
CAUACACAUUGAUCCCUUUAUUCCCACACAAAAUCUCCCACAGACGAAGAAGAAGAAGAAGAAGAAGCCCCUCUUCUCAUCAUGACCAGCCAAUACAUUGCCUCGGUCCCCUCCGACGGCAGCAUCCCGUCGGAAAUCGUCGAAUACUUUUCCAAAUUCUACGAAAUUUCCGAUUCUCCUGCCAAUCACGAAAAAUAUGCGGAUAUGUUUACGGCGGAUGGGACGAUUAUUAUGGCUUCGAAUCGGGUACAGGGUCGGGAGGCAAUUAUUAAACUCCGACAUGGCAUGUGGGAAAAAGUGGCAAAGCGAUCACAUGUUCCGAAGCAGUUGUUUGGAUUGGGAAAGGGGUCGGAGGAGGAAGUCAUGUUGUAUGGGACAGUGGAUUAUACGUUGAAGGAUGGGAGGGGUACGACGGUGGAUUGGUCUGCGAGAGCACAUUUUGUGAAGAAAGAAGGGGAAGAGUUGAAGAUGGAUUUUUAUCAGGUUUAUUUGGAUACUGCGGCCAUGGCGAAUGCUAAGUAAAAAAUUCCUAUCUCACCUGUAUGACAAUCUCGAAACGAAUUGAAAUGGGUCGAUGGUUUAUGAAAUGAAAAUCAGCAAAAC